Ailuropoda melanoleuca (giant panda) is the source of this 1497-nucleotide messenger RNA. Its product is annotated as carcinoembryonic antigen-related cell adhesion molecule 1-like. The record is from RefSeq and is a predicted model, not a curated record. Gene Ontology annotation, cellular component: cell surface; plasma membrane. Gene Ontology annotation, biological process: signal transduction; regulation of immune system process. Lineage: Eukaryota; Metazoa; Chordata; Mammalia; Carnivora; Ursidae. Gene Ontology annotation, molecular function: protein tyrosine kinase binding.
ACACUCAGCCUUCUGCAGACAGCAGGGCCAUAUCCUCUGGGGCACCUUUACAGAGCUCGCUGGGGCCCUUGGACUGGCUGGCAUCACAGAGGAAGUAGUGUGGCCCCAUUCCCCAGGCCCAUUUUCUUUCCAGCACCUCCUGUGUUUCUCCACAGAGCCAGUGGCUCAGCCCUUUGUCCAGGCCAACAAUGCCAUAGUCACAGAACAUAAGGACUCUGUGGUCCUGACCUGCUCCACAAAUAAUCCUGUCUCCAUCCAGUGGUUCUUUAAUGGCCAGAGUCUAAAGUUCGUGGAAAGAAUGGUUCUCUCUCAGGACAACAGCACCCUCACCAUAGACCUUGUCAGGAGGGAGGAUGCUGGGAAUUACCAGUGUGAGGUCUCCAACCUGGUUAAUUAUAGCAAAAGUGACCCCAUCAGGCUGGAUGUGAGCUGUGAAAGCACCACAGGUCUCCCUGUGGGGUCCAUCGUUGGCAUCACAGUCAUGGUCCUGGUCGGACUGGCACUAUAAUUCCACCCUGGAGUGUCUCCUGCUCCACACAGUUUUUUCAGAGUUCCACAGAAUUUUUAAGAAAGAUCAUCUCAAAAUCAUACAAAUUCAUGUGUAGAAUAGAGAGGAAAUAUCCCCCCAACUCAUUCCAAGGUUAGCAUAACCUUUAUAUUGAAAUAGGAAUAACAACAAAAGUACUAAAAGAGGAAAUAUCAGGCCAAUCAUAUUCAUGAACAGAGAGGCAAAAAUGCUAAACAAGGUAUUCUCAAACCAAAUCCAACAGUAUAUAGAAUCAGACAGUACACUGUGACUAAGUUCUGAUUGUCCCAGCAAAGCAAAGGUGAUUCAACGUUAGAAAUUUAUAAAUGGGGGGCACCUGGGUGGCUCAGUCGGUUAAGGAGCCGGCUCUUGCUUUCGGCUCAGGUCAUGAUUUCAGGGUCCUGGGAUUGAUCCCCAUGUCGGGCCCGAGCUCAGAGGGGAGUCUGCCUGAGGAUUUCUCUCCCUCUCCCUCUCCCACUGCCCCUCCCCUCUGUCAAAUAAAUAAAUAAAUCUUUAACCAAAAGAAAUUUAUACAUGGAAGAGGGCAACCUACAAGUGUAGGGUGCCAGCAAUGUUCUGUUUCCUGAUCUAGCUGCCAAAUACACGGGUGUGUUCAAUUUUUGAAAAUUCAGUAAGCAAAACACUUCAUUCCAUAACAGUCCCCCUACUGUCUCAAUUUGUUUCGUGAUAUGGACUCUUCGAAAAGACCAGAGCAGACAUGUUGUCUUGUAGAACAACCACACUCUUCCUUUGUUUCCUAUGGUGUCAUUUCACUUGCUUCUCUAAACCCUGUAUUUCCUACAGAUUGGAAAGCGAAUCUCAAAGCUUAAAUCGAUUCAGGUUAUAUUUUUUGUGGCAAGAAUGCUUCCUGGGUUGUAUAUGCGUCAUAUCAAGAGGAACGCCCUAAUUGGUUGUCUAGACCUUAUGCCAGUGUAACUAUUUUGGUGACAUAAAAAUUGAUCAGUGGGCAA